UAUAAUUUCAACCAAUCGACAGAUGGUUGUGCAUAGCGGUUGUGAUAAGGAUGAAAUAGUGGGAAAAAUUGGAAUAUCCAUUGAAAUAGAGCAGUGUUUCCAGAACAUACAAUUCACCACCAAUUAUGAUGGUGAUUUGAUAAAAGUGAAAGUGGUUGAAUGAGUGGAAGAAAACACGAUUCAAUGUUUUUAUUUUAUUUACAAAUGAGUCAGUACUUGAGAAUUUUCACUUUGAAAUUGUUUGUUAUUAAAACACACACACAUAAAGGCAUUGUUGCUCUCCAUUAAUGUUAUUCAAAAGAGUUAUCUGAAAUUACCAUGUGAUUACAUCUGUUUGAAUAAAUUUCCAGAGCAUCUUUUUUUGUACAUGGGUCAGUGGGCAAUGACGUCCAACUGAUAAAAAUAUUCAAUGAUAGCAGAAGCAAUUGACAGAAGAAAAAAAACAGAUAGACGCAAAUUAUCGUAUCAAAGGCAUGACUUUAAAAUCAAGUAGCAAACACACGAAAUUUCACAGAUUUCAUACGAUGAAUAACAACCGCCAAAAGUGCACGACCCAAUACAUGUGCACAUAGAAUUAAAUCCCAUGAUUUUCAUUCUCCGACUCAACACAUUGUCUCACUCUUGUUCGUUUUUCUCGUCAUUUGGGUCUCGUGUAUAAGUUCGGUGUGUUUAAAUUACGUUCGUUUAGUCGGUUUAAGGUAAUCAACCGAAGCGGUUGAUUCAAAAACAUUACACUUAAGCGCACAGUAGGUUUUUUUUUCUGGUGUUAUUUUUUUUUCAUUCGUUCUUUCUCUCUGAUUGCUUGAGAUUUGUCGUGCGUUGCGAGCACAAACAUGUGAAUUGUGUCAAACACACGACCGAAAUUCAUUCGUUGUUGUUUUUUUCUGUGUGCAUGUAUUCAUUUUCAUGUAUAAAAUUCAUAGCAAACAUUUUGUUUGGUGUGUAGGCUGGCUGCCAUCGUUACCGUCGCUUGUUUUGUCGCACACACUCUGGAUUAGAGGCUCAAGCAAAUCGUUAUCGGCGCCGUGUUUAUGCAUGUGUGUAUGAGUGUCUGUGUGUCGUUGUGUGUUGAUGUGAUGUUUGUUGCACAUUUCUCUGUCACAUUGUUGUGUCGAUCUGAGAAGAAGAGAGAGAGAGAGAAAGAGAGAGUGAGAGAGAGAGAGAGAGUGUGAACACCAUUCAAACUGAUAUUUCGUGACUGAUGAUUUUUCAGUUAGUCGAUUUGACUCCGUUCAAUCAGACCGUUGUAAUUAAAAUCAUAUAUAAACGACGCUCGGCCACAUUUAACACUUCAGUUCUAAAACACAUUCGAACUUUAACGCAUUGCAAUUUCCAGUUCCUAGUCAAUCUAUCGACUUUGCUCUAUACAAAUUGCAACCAAUUACCAUAUAGUGUGAUUUGAACAAUUUGAUUUAUUUUUGCUCAUAGAAACAAACAAUCAACGACUGUUUCAACGAAUUUGUUACUUUUCGACUGGAUUAUUCAAGUAAAACCACUCAAUUUCCGACUAGAAUUAAUUAAAGUUGAAAGAAAAAAAUCGUAUCGAGUGACUAUGGCAGCAGAUCGAACCAGGCAAAAUCAAAAUGGAGUGGUACAACCGCUACUCACCGACCUCUAUCAAAUCACAAUGGCGUAUGCUUAUUGGAAAUCGGGCAAAGUGGACGAUAACGCCGUGUUUGAUUUGUACUUUCGGAAAAAUCCAUUCGAUGGUGAAUUCACGAUAUUUGCUGGUUUGGACGAGUGCUUGAAAUUUCUGGACAACUUUCGCUAUUCGGAAUCAGACAUCGAAUAUCUCAAACAAACACUACCCGAUGGCAUCGAAAAUGAUUUCUUCGACUAUCUCGCAGAUUUAACUGCCAGGGAUGUAAUACUCUAUGCCAUUCCUGAAGGAACCGUCGUUUUCCCUAGAGUGCCAAUCAUUAAGAUAGAGGGCCCAUUGAUCAUCGUUCAGCUGUUGGAAACAACACUUUUAACACUGGUCAACUAUGCAAGUUUAAUGGCAACGAAUGCAGCACGAUAUCGAAUGGUUGCUGGUAAGAAUGUGAAGCUCUUGGAAUUUGGUUUACGUCGAGCACAAGGUCCAGACGGCGGUUUAUCAGCAUCAAAGUACGCUUAUAUAGGUGGCUUCGAUGGAACAUCGAAUGUUCUUGCUGGAAAAAUGUUUGGUAUUCCGGUUAAGGGAACACAUGCUCAUGCUUACAUCACUUCCUUCUCUGGCAUUGACGAACUGAAGACAGUUAAUCUGAGACACAAAUCGACAGGUAUCAAUAAGGAUCUGCUCAGCUUGGCUGUUGAAUACCGGAAGCAAUUGUCGGGUCUACUGGGAGUGUCUACAGAUGAGUCAAGCGAUGGUGAGCUGGCUGCAAUGGUUUCAUUCGCAAUCGCAUUUCCCGAUGGAUUUAUGGCGUUAGUUGAUACGUACGAUGUCAAGAGCAAAGAGAAGGAUAAAUUAAAUCUCAAAAAGAACCACACCAAAUCGAAUAAAACCAAUAAUAUUUUGCCUGAUCCAAAGGAGAAAGCAAAUAAGGUACACAUCAAAUUGAAAUCGCACAAGGUCAUUGCCAAUGGUGCCAAAGAGAAUAAUCUCAACAAUCGCAUUUUAAAUCCAAUUCAAAAUCAUGUGAAUCACAUCGCCUCCAAUUCAGUGAAUGGAACGGUUGACAAAGCCAAAACGAAACAGGCAAUUGAACAAAAUGGCAAUAAAAUCAACGGUCAUUCCGUUCACGACGAUCGCACGAUUGUUGAAAAACUUACAGAAUUACGCAAAUUGUUCAGAUCGGGCUUAUUGAAUUUCUGUGCGGUUGCAAUGGCAUUGAACGAUCAAGGAUAUCGUGCGGUUGGAAUUCGAAUCGAUUCCGGAGAUUUGGCGUAUUUAUCUUGUUUAGCACGUGAAACAUUCGAUACGGUGGCAAAUAAAUUUAAAAUUCCAUGGUUUAAAACGCUAACAAUUGUGGCGUCAAACGAUAUCAACGAAGAAACCAUUCUAAGUUUGAACGAACAAGGACACAAAAUCGAUUGCUUUGGCAUUGGAACGCAUUUGGUAACGUGUCAGCGUCAGCCAGCUUUGGGUUGUGUUUACAAAUUGGUCGAGAUCAAUGGUCAGGCUCGAAUCAAAUUGAGCCAAGAUGUGGAAAAGGUGACGAUGCCUGGAAAUAAGAAUGUAUAUCGUUUGUUCAGUGCUGAUGGGCAUGCAUUGAUUGAUUUAAUGCAGAAGAACAAUGAGCCAGCGCCGGAAGUUGGCCAAAAAGUACUUUGUAGGCAUCCAUUCCAAGAGUCAAAACGGGCCUAUGUCAUUCCAUCGAUCGUUGAACCGAUGUACAAGAUUUAUUGGCAAAAUGGAGUCAUUUGUCAAGCGCUGCCGACCCUGGAAGAGGUGCGCGAAAAGGUUCAAUCAUCACUGCGAUCACUUCGCAACGAUCACAAACGUACGCUCAAUCCAACACCGUACAAAGUGUCGGUGAGUGACGGACUGUACAGCUUCAUUCAUACUUUGUGGCUGGAGAAUGCACCGAUUGGCGAGUUAUCAUGAUCAUUAAAUCAUUUUGACCGUUUUCAAUUGUCCUAUGCUUGCGAAAAUCAGCUAAUGUGCCAUAGUUAAAUGUGAUCCAGAGCUUUGUGAAAAUGGUCAGAUGUAUCGUACAUCAAACAAUGAGCACACACACACAAAUUAGAAAAAAUACCCAAACAAACACACAUCACCACCAGUCUACUUUGAGAGCGAAUACCAUUGAGAUGGCAAUUGUCAGUCGUAUUUUCAUUCCGUUGUGAUUCAUCAAUUUAGUAUGGAAAUGUAGCGGAAUAAAAUUAGCAUAUGGAUUAAAUACAGCUUAAAACACAAACAAACGAAUUAAAUAUGAAUCGAGAACUGAGUUCUCGCAAAUAUUAGCUUUGAACUUUUAUGAUGGCACAAUCGCUAUGUUCAACUAUAAUAAUCAUUUGUUGCUUGUUAACCAAACACGUUUUUUUAUCGUCAUACUAAGUUGAUGAGCGUUUGCUUAACGUUUUUUUUUCUUUUCUUUUUUAUACUAAUUUCUCCUAUCCUCUAUGUGUUACGCAUUUUUCUUUGUAGUAACUUAUGCCUAAGAGUAAUCACUCGAUAAAAAGAGUGCAAGGUGUAUUCAAUACAAACAUUCAGUCAUUUCCAACAAAGACACCACCGUAGAUUAGUUAACCUUUUUUUAGCAAAGCAUCAAAUAUAUAGUAACGUACUUGUUUUUAAUGCAAAAAAAAAUUUUUCGUAUCCAUGAAAACCAAACAAAAAAAACUGUAGAGCUAAAAUAAGAAAAUAAAUGUAAUCUUAUUACUUCUCUAGAUUUCACCUGGUAAUUAUUUUAUCGUAAUCGUAUAUUCGAGUCACACGGGUUGAUUGAGUUAAACAAAUGUGAAUUGAUUUUAUCGUAAAUCCUCAAGAUUUGAUUGUUGAUAGAGAAACAAAAACAAGCCCAUAUAACUUCUAUGAUUCAUUCACAAUUUGUUUUGAAGAACUUUGUUCAUACACUAAUUGGCUAAUUGUAAUAAAACUUCGUGAAUUAUUCGAAAAUUGAUUCAAUCGAUUUUGCUAAGUUCAAUUAAAAAAAACAGCCUAAUCGUUUCAAUAAUUAAGAUGUGUUUGCAAUUAUCAUAAAAAAGAAAUAUUACUUCACAUUCAAUAGAUAUUUUGAAAACAAAGCGGUAAUUCUGACCAACUUGUUACUUAUCCAUUUUCUGUGAAAGAAAAACACCAUAUACUUGGUUUCAGGAAAGAAAAUUAUAAACAAUUUUAUUUAUGAUAUAAAUGUUCAAUAAUAAAUGUAAAAAUAGACAUGAAAAA
Sitodiplosis mosellana (orange wheat blossom midge) is the source of this 4810-nucleotide messenger RNA. RefSeq names its product nicotinate phosphoribosyltransferase (gene Naprt). Gene Ontology annotation, molecular function: nicotinate phosphoribosyltransferase activity. The record is from RefSeq and is a predicted model, not a curated record. Gene Ontology annotation, biological process: NAD+ biosynthetic process. The coding region runs from base 1553 to 3529 and encodes 658 amino acids. NCBI's taxonomy places the organism in Eukaryota, Metazoa, Arthropoda, Insecta, Diptera, Cecidomyiidae. The transcript is spliced from 10 exons.